UGUUAUCUCUUCCAUUAAUAUUUCUUCUUCUUCUUCUCUUUCAUUCAACUUUCACCAAAAAUUCAACAUUCAUAUCACAAAAUUCAGCCAUGUUUGUUAAUCUCACACAUCUUCAUCAAAAACCCAUCUGAAAACCCCCAAAAAAUCCGACCCGUUUUACCCAUUUUCAGCCAUGUUUAGCUAUCUAAUACUCUAUCAAAAACCCAUCUGAAAACCAGAAAUUGUUCAGACCCAUUUGCCCAUUUCAUAGAUAAACCCGACCCAUUUGCCCAUUUCUGUAUUUUAGGGAUAGAGAUGUACAAGAAUCAGUUGCAGGAGUUAGCACAGAGGAGCUGUUUCAAUUUGCCCUCUUAUGUAUGUAUAAGAGAAGGUCCUGAUCACGCGCCGCGGUUCAAGGCCGUCGUUAACUUUAACGGCGAGAAUUUUGAGAGCCCUCAUUACUGCUCAACACUCCGGCAAGCUGAACACGCCGCCGCUGUAGUUGCACUUAACGCUUUAUCGAACCGUGGUCCUUCUCAUUCUCUAGCUGCGCGUAUACUUGAUGAAACAGGCGUCUAUAAAAAUCUGUUGCAAGAGAUAGCGCAAAGAGUUGGAGCUCCUUUGCCUCAGUACACAACAUAUCGGUCAGGACUUGGCCACCAACCCGUGUUUACAGGGACUGUAGAAUUGGCUGGAAUCACGUUUACUGGUGAACCUGCCAAGAACAAAAAGCAAGCUGAGAAGAAUUCUGCCCUGGCAGCUUGGUCAUCGUUGAAACAAUUGGCGCAGCAAGAUGCAAGUUUAUCAUCUGAACUGGAGAACAAUGAUGAGCAGGAACAGAUCAGAAUAGCAAGAGCCUUACUGAAUUACCGUUUGAAGGAACAGUUAGAAAUGGCCAAAUCUGGCAAGGUGCAAAUACCAUUCCAGAAGAAGUUCCCAAUUCCAUCUCCUCGACCAUCAAGUCCACAGCGUCCUGCAGUCACGUCAUCCAAAAUCCUCCCCUUAAUCUGCCCUAAAACAGUUAAUCGUUACAGAUCGUCCUCUGCGACAAUAAAUGACAGCCAUUCCUCGUUAUCACAGCCGCUGCCACAAUCACAAGCUUCAUCAUCAGAAGGCCGCACUGUUUCCACCCGUAUAUCUCAUGCUCCAGGGGCAGCUCCACCAUAUAUGCCAGUUAGACAAUAUAAUAGGACACCUUACCAUGGUAUUGCUCCGCCUGUUACAAUUAGAACAGCAGUGCCAGUUUUCUCUGCACCACCUCGUCCACAACCAACCGGAUGCCCAACUCAAAUGAUGCAGGCCCGUUCAGUUCGAGUUGCACCACCUGUCUGUAUUAGGCAGGCUAUCCCGGUAUAUGCUACUCCACCAGCCAAAAAGGAAACUGUGGCACAUGCUACUACUACAGCAAGUAGGCCAUCAUCUCAGCCUGAGGAAGCUAUGGCACGAGCUACAAUUGCUCCAAGCAGGCCCUUAGCUCAGCCCAAGGAAACUGGGACCAAUGCUGGCACCGAGGUUGAUGAAUCAACGGCAAUGAAGUGCUUGGAGGAGCUCAGUUUAUGACAAUGGCUUGGUCCUUUGAAUCUACCAAUACCUAUGUCAAACAUUUUUGUUGUCUUCUUUUAGUACUUGGUGCUUGAACAAACAAGGAGAAUGAAAUGCUUGGGAAGUUCAGAGAAUGAUAGUGACUUUGGACAUAGUUAAGCUAUUAAUAUCUAUGUUAACAUUUCUGUAUCUAUUAGUAUAAUUUUCAUAUUUCAAUGUUCAUUUUUAUCUGUUGUGCA
Messenger RNA from Solanum lycopersicum (tomato), 1760 nucleotides. RefSeq names its product double-stranded RNA-binding protein 2. The record is from RefSeq and is a predicted model, not a curated record. Gene Ontology annotation, molecular function: double-stranded RNA binding. Lineage: Eukaryota; Viridiplantae; Streptophyta; Magnoliopsida; Solanales; Solanaceae.